Molecule: messenger RNA, 3968 nt
Organism: Varroa destructor (honeybee mite)
Lineage: Eukaryota; Metazoa; Arthropoda; Arachnida; Mesostigmata; Varroidae
Product: palmitoyltransferase ZDHHC16-like
Molecular function (GO): palmitoyltransferase activity
Source: RefSeq, a predicted model, not a curated record
UACAGAUGUACAGCUGAUUUUCUACGGAUUAUCAAGUUCUGUGAAAUCAAACAUCGAAACGUAACGUUAUUUUAGGAAAUUUAAUGUACCAAAAGUGCGUUAGAUAAACUAGCUUGAAGGGCACUAGCACUCCGCGAGGAUUCCGAAGGAAAAUUGCUGUUGUAGACAACAGCCCUAUGUGCGACUAGUAGAUGUGCAGAGUUACAAAUGCAUCAUUUAGGUACUGCUUAGACAGAAUCCCCAUAUGCAGAAGUGGACGGGUCAUUACGAGACGAUUAUAGGGCCUAAAAGAUUGUCACAAAAUGGACUCCAUACUCUCGUUUGUUUGGGUUCCUUAUGCAGAUCUCUAUGGAUUGCGUGCUGUGUUGCGUAUAUCGUAUCCCAGCGAUGAUGCAAUGGUGGCGCGUUUGCCUAUUAAUCGCAAGAACAUAAAACAUAAUUGCAGUUAUUCAUCGAGAACGUGUAAUCAACAGGAGAUGUCAACACUUCCGAGCUCAUUCGCAGCGAGAACCCCGUUUGAUGCUUUUUUUCGUGCCCGCUAUACUCUACAGACUUUGACUCACAACGUCGAUGCAGUCGGAAAUUUCGAUUAUUUAAUAGAUACAUUGCUCAACCCAAUUUUGGUUCCUCUUGAUCAUCUUACGGCUUCUCUCGGGCCCUAUCUGGUGGCACUGGUUGUGCUUCUAUUAGGAUCAGUUAUAGUAAUUUGCUACAUCCUCGGUAUUGAAUGGUAUCUUCGGCAUGAGCUACAAAAUACACUGGGGUUUGCUUUGAUUCUCGGGCAUUUCUUACAGUUCACUGCGUGGUAUCAUUUCUAUAAGGGCGUGGUGCUUGAUCCAGGAUACCCAACAAUCAACAGUUAUUCCUCUGACAAUACCUCCGUGUGCCGAAAGUGUGUUUUUCCUAGACCGCCCCGAGCGCACCAUUGUUCUGUCUGCAAACGAUGUAUACUUCGCAUGGACCAUCAUUGUCCGUGGCUGAACAACUGUGUCGGCCUUCACACACAUCGACAUUUCUACCUAUUCAGUGCGUCCACGCUUGCAGGCUGCCUAUUCAUCGGUGUCUUCGGCUUGCCGGUCCUCUACGAGCAUUUGACCACCAAAAAAGAUGACACCUAUUUCGAACAGAAGCCUGUUACAUACCUGGGUCGCUGGGUGGCCACCCGAAGUUACCGCUGGGUUGUAUGGUACACGGUUUUUAUGGUCCUUGGAGUUGGUCUCUGUGUGUUUGGACUGUUUUGCUGGCAUACCCGGUUAAUACUUGCCAACGAGACUUCGAUUGAGCAGCUAAUAAAUUCGGCCGAAAAAUGCAGGCACAAAGCUAUGGGUCUAAGGUACAAAAACCCUUAUGAUAACGGUUGGCUACUCAACUUGAAGGAAGUAGUUCUUCUUGAAGGUCAGAAAAGCCUAUGGAACGUAGUGCUGCCUUGGAUUGAGGUUGAUUAUUGGUUAGCAAAUCUAUCGGUCUUAAAAUCCAGAAAGAAAGUCAAGGGCACAAAUAAAAUUGUAUAAAGUAUGCGUACACUGCUAGUGUCUACCAAAUUGUUAAACCCACAUGUAUGUUUAUACCAUCGCGUACAGAAUGGUAUCUCGACAUGCAAAUAAAUUUUCAAAAAAUAUUGAUCUUGCCUCAUCUAGACAAUCGUUCUGGAUCUCAAAAACCACUUUGUCCUCAGGGUUAAUUAAGCUAAUAACAAAAAAAGAUACUUUUUGUAAUACUUUUUACCUUUAUUGUUGAUCUGUUUAUUACCCUUAUCAUAAUAUAUCAGAUAAAAAUUAUUUUACCGUUAUGGAAUACUCGAAAAAGAUGAGCGAAACAGAACAUGAUUCUAAGUUAUUCCGGUUUUAAAUAUUCCUAUUUGUAUUUUGUGGUAUUUGACAAAGUUGCAAACAAAUAAAUAACGCUAUUCUAAUGAUUUGUUUCUUCAUUUAAAUGUACAGCUCCCCUAAAACCGUAAUCACUCUUUGUCAUAUACAACCAAAUAAAAAAUCGGACAUGUCAUCAAAACUCCUAAUCUUAUGACUCCAUGCAGGCCAGAGGUUGGGAGUUUUUAUUUAGCAAAAUUAUCCAUCGUACCUUCAUUAUGAUUAAUUCUUUCGAUUAAUGCUUAUUUAACAUAUCUAUAACAAAUCAAUUGCCACAGUAAUCGAUUUGUAAGAAUUGUAAAAUUUCUCUGUAAAAUCCGUUGCUUCCAUUUCCGCGGUGUGUUUGUUUGCUACAGAUUUAGUGUGAAAUAAGCAAAGUAUAGUUGUUUAUUACAUAACGAUAUCCUCAAAAGCGACCAUGUUCGUUAAACUUUUAAAGUGCCAGGCUAUGUUUUGAACAACAUUCUGUAGAUAUCCGCUGGCUCCAUUUGUAUCCAAAGCUAUUCCCGGAUCACAAUGUAGGUAUGUACGAUUGUGCUACUGCGCUCGUAAUUCAGCAGAGCUUAACGUUUUAGGUAAAGAAAAGCCUCGUUAAAUGUCCGAUGUCGGGAUAUAUUUGGUCCAAAUUUUGUACUCGAAUAAUAAAUAUUUAGAAUUCUAGCUAGCUUACAGACUGCUCUCGCAAAUUGCCACGAAAAAGAAUAUGUGGUAAUUUUCCCGAUGGGAAUCAAUAGUGUCAAAUCAAAAUAGAUUAUGGCAUGAUGAUCGAAAAAAUGUCAGCUAGGUUUUCUUAUAUAAUGCAUAUCUACCUAACGACCUUAGGCUGAUGCAUACAUGUAUAGAUUCUACCAAAAUGUCUAUAUCCAGCUUCACGGCCUUGCUGAAACAGCAGUACAAGUUUAUGCCGAAGGAAGUUCUUACUAUAGAAAAUCACAUCUAUAAUGACUGAAAAAAAAUUAUAAUGAUAACUAAUUAUAAAGAUUUAAAAGAAGAGGGCUGAAGGGCAACAAGUGUUUUUAAUGGCAAAGUCAUACGAAUAUAUUAUCGUAUGUUUAUAUAUACUAAAAGGAUCAUAUUCGUUAACACAGAAAUAGUGUAAGAAUGUUCCAUUUCAACUUGUUAUUGUUAAGUUGCUUUAAUUAUAACACUGUGUGAUUAUUCCAUCUCCAUUCUUGCACAAUAGAUCACCGACCGGUGUAGUGUCAGCAGCAUUAUGUGUAAAAGUUAAAAAUACAAUAUAUAUAUACCUAGAUAUGUAACUGCGCGUACCUAUGUUACUCCCCAAUAAAUCCCACAUGAUGUGUAAACCAAAAAGUCGCUGAUUCAAACACAGUUUAUUCAACAUGUGCGCUUUAUUAUUUCAUAAGAGGGCCGUUCCAGUAAUUGUUGUUUAUACUUUGCGUAUUUGGCGUACAAAACGUACUUAGCGACUUUUAACCGUUAUAGCUAAUUUUACCGGCUAUUUAGCAUGUAUCUAGAAAUUAUUCCCUGCGACACAUAAUUGCACAACCCCUGGCAGUCGGCUCAAUUUGGACCUAGACUUAACUUAUGCCUCUAUCAUCUAAUCAUGUUCUAUUAAAUAUUCCAAUUUUUUUUCAUUAGAUCUAGCUAUUGGAUAGGCACGAGUUUGAAUGACCAUCUCUUGUCGUUGCUUCGCUGUUUGUCGUAUUGCAUGUCCCUUCACUAAAAGCCCUCUAGGCAUAAUACAUUGAUAACGCGGCUGGCAUAAAUGCGCACAAUGUUACGUUUGCACAGGAUAGACGAUUAGCCUUUACUUCUAAACUAACGCAUUACCUUUUACAUAUUGAGGGGCUAACUCUAUUGCUGCUUCAUUGAAGAUAUACCGCCAAGUUUUCUAUAGAUAAAAGGUGUUAGUCACGGUCAACUACAAUAUAUCCAAGGUACAGUCCAACAUAUCUAACUAUGCUUGCAAUAAUCCUACGUUGUUCUACAGACCGACAAUGACAGCGGCAGCAAAUAUCAUUAUUAGUCACCAGCCUAUUCCUUUCACUUUUGUCUUGUUUUCCGGACCGCGCACUCCUCUCAUUACCUUCUUGCGAAUCUAGCGCCGUCGACUGUCACUGGCUGAUCAAGUCUAUACCC